Monopterus albus (swamp eel) is the source of this 4860-nucleotide messenger RNA. RefSeq names its product phospholipase C, gamma 2 (gene plcg2). The record is from RefSeq and is a predicted model, not a curated record. Bases 340 to 4101 code for a protein of 1253 amino acids. Gene Ontology annotation, molecular function: phosphatidylinositol-4,5-bisphosphate phospholipase C activity; protein binding. NCBI's taxonomy places the organism in Eukaryota, Metazoa, Chordata, Actinopteri, Synbranchiformes, Synbranchidae. Gene Ontology annotation, biological process: release of sequestered calcium ion into cytosol; phosphatidylinositol-mediated signaling; phospholipid catabolic process. The transcript has 33 exons. Gene Ontology annotation, cellular component: ruffle membrane.
UUUUGAAAAUGCCAGUGUCCUGUGAGUCCUGAUCCUGACAGGCCAGACCGGCAGCUCUCAUUCCCUUCCGUCCGAUGCUGCAGGCAGCGUCGUUUGCAUAGAUACGUCCCUGCUUCCGGCGUUUUUUUAAUAACUCGCAGGCUAUGCCCGUAAUUCAAGUUAACUUUUACUUCCUUGUGCACACAGAUAGAGGAACUGACCGUUUUGCGGCUGAACUUUUUGUCAGCACUCCAGAUCCUCUCCAGCUUCAUUUCAUAACUUUCAAAUCAUGAUUCGAUAGAAAACCAGUGGAAACGGUGUCGAGCUGAAAAGAAUCGAUUUCACUUCAAAACUGCGGAAAUGGCUUGGUCGGUGCAGCAGGGUGAGAUGACCGAGUACAAGAGGACUGUGAUCAAACGGGACCUGGAGAUGGGCGUGGUCAUGACAGUGUUUCGGCAGAAGGCAGAGAGGCUCACUGUACAGGUCAUAAUGGAGACCCAUCAGGUGGCAUGGACACGCACCGCAGAUAAGACUGAUGGUGUCUUGGACCUGUUUGAGAUCAGAGAGAUCCGUCCAGGGAGGAACUCCAAGGACUUUGAGCGCUUUAGAGAUGGCAAGGACAAACACGAAGAGAAUACCUGCUUCACAAUCUUCUAUGGCUCACAGUUUGUUCUCAACACCCUCAGUCUGGGAGCUGAUUCUGUGGAGGAGGCUCAAAAAUGGCUGACAGGACUAGAACUGCUGAGGGAAGAGACACUGGCUGCAUCAACUCCAGUUCUUAUAGAGAGUUGGCUGAGGAAGCAGAUGUAUUCUGUCAAUCAGACAAAGACAAACAGCAUCUCCAUGAAGGAGCUGAAGGCUCUGCUUCCAUUGCUCAACUACAAGGCCCCCAGCUCUCGUGCUCUAAAAGAUCGAUUCCUGGAUGUUGGAGCAAAGAAAGAUCGCCUGGACUUUGAGCAGUUUCAUAAAUUGUACAAUCUUAUAAUGUUUGAACAGAAUGAGGUCCUUGAUGAGUUCAAAAACGAAUCCUGUGCUUUUAUUUUGGGUAACACAGAUAGACCAGAUGCCUCAGUAGUUCUGCUCCAUGACUUCCAACGAUUCCUCAUGUACCAGCAACAGGAAUCCUGGGCCAGUGAUCUGAACCGGGUCAGAGAGCUGAUGACUACCUUUAUUGAUGACACCAUGAGAAAAACCAAUGACCCCGAAUUCACUGUCAGCGAGUUCCUCAGUUUCCUGUUUUCGAAGGAGAAUUCUGUGUGGGAUGAGAAGUUCUCAGAGAUCAACAACCUGGACAUGAACAAUCCUCUGUCCCAUUACUGGAUCAGCUCCUCACACAACACAUACCUGACAGGUGAUCAGCUUCGUAGCGAGUCAUCCACAGAGGCCUAUGUGCGCUGCCUGCAUCUGGGAUGCCGCUGCGUAGAAUUGGACUGUUGGGAGGGGCCUGGGGAGCCAAUCAUCUACCACGGCUGGACCAGAACAACCAAGAUCAAGUUUGAGGAUGUGGUCAAAGCUAUUAACGAUCAUGCUUUUGUCACUUCAGAGUUCCCAGUGAUCCUGUCCAUAGAGGAGCAUUGCCCUUUAGAGCAGCAGCGUCAGAUGGCACGUAUUUUCAAAGAGGUGUUUGGAAACAAACUGCUGACGGAACCUGUGGAGCAGAUGGCUGAGCAGCUACCUUCACCUGCACAGCUGAAGGGCAAGAUCAUACUCAAGCACAAGAAGCUCACUAUGGAGGAAGGAGGAAUCACUAAAGACUUGAGGAAGGGGCAGAAACAAGGAGACCUGGAGAUCUGGGACCCUAUGGACCAGCGGUGGAACAAGCACUACUGUGUGAUCAGAGAUGACAUGCUGUACUAUGCAGAGGAGGACGAGGAGCAGGAAGAAGAUACCAAGAAGUACCAGGACCUGCACUGUUCACAGCCAUGGUUUCACGGUCGCAUGACGGAGGGAAGGGUGAUGGCCGAGCGAUUAAUCUAUGAUUACUGUGCAGAGACUGGGGGAAGAGACGGCACCUUCUUGGUCCGAGAAAGUGAUACUUUUGUCACAGACUUCACCCUCUCCUUCUGGCGCAGUGGGAGAGUCCAGCACUGUCGUAUUCACUCCGGUUCAGAGGGAGGACACACUUAUUUCUACCUGACGCCAAAUCUGCACUUUCCAACCGUGUACUCCCUGAUCCAGUACUACAGGGAAAACCCACUGCGCUGCCAGGCUUUUGAGCUGCGCCUGACUGACGUUGUACCGCAGCCCGACCCACAUCUACAAGAAGGGUGGUUCUACAGUAACUUGAGCAGAGGUGAGGCAGAGGAUUACCUGCUGAGGAUUCCCAGAGAUGGAGCUUUCCUCAUCCGGCAGAGAGAAGGAGAACCAGACUCCUUCGCCAUCACCUUCAGGGGUGAUGGCAAGGUGAAACACUGCCGGAUUCAGAAAGAGGGCAACAUGUACCUGCUGGGCACCACUACAGAGUUUGAGAGCCUGGUGGAGCUGGUCAGCUACUUCAGGAAGAAGCCGCUGUAUCGCAAGAUCAAGCUACGCUACCCAGUGACCCCGGAGCUGGUUGACCGCUUCAGCACGGAGAAGGACUGUGCCUCUCUGUAUGAGGUGAAGACAUAUGUGGAACCCAACGAGAUUGAGCCCUCACUGCCUCAAAAUACAGUUAGGGCUUUGUAUAGCUACCAGGCUACAAUGGCGGACGAGCUGAGCUUCAGUAAAGGAGCUCUGAUAUACAAUGUAACAAAGGAGAACGAUGGGUGGUGGAAAGGUGACUAUGGUGGAAAGAUCCAGCAGUUCUUCCCAUCAAACUAUGUAGAGGAAGUGUCCAACACGACGUGUCCGGGCCAAUCUGGGACCGAAGGACAGGACAUGGAAGACAACCCACUGGGUGAACUAUGUAAGGGUGUGGUGGACAUCUCUAAGUGCCACAUCCUAAACUUGAAGAGUGGUAAAAAUGGGAAGCCCCACGUGUUGACCCUGCAGGACAAGGAGCAGGACAGUCUGCAGUUUGACCUGGCAGCAAGCUCUGUGGAGGAGCUGUUUGACUGGUACCAGGUGGCCUGGGACAUUACACAGAGAGAGAUGAGCAAGCAGUACCACAAGGAACAAGAGAUGAGACAACAGGAGCAAGUGGAGAAGAAGGCAGAAGUUGCCAUGGAGAUGUCUGACUUGGUGGUCUACUGUCAGCCACGCAGCAAAGAGAAGGAUCGCUUUGACUCUUGCAAUUACAAAGAGGUCCGCUCCUUUGUGGAGAACAAGACGCCAGGAAAGAACCGCACCAAGGACUUCCUGCAAUACAACCGCAAGGCCCUGAGUCGUGUUUACCCUAAAGGCCAGCGUGUGGAGUCCUCCAACUAUGACCCUUACCCACUGUGGGUAGCUGGCUGCCACAUGGUGGCUCUCAACUUUCAGACUGCAGAUAAAUACACCCAGUUGAACAGUGCCCUCUUCAGUCUGAACGGACGUACAGGCUUUGUGCUACAGCCGGAGUUCAUGCGCUGUGACAGUUACGACCCUCACCAGGAGAAGAAGAAGGUCAAGUACAACAUUGUGGUUAGGGUGAUCGCUGCCAGACACCUUCCUAAACCCGGCCGCAGCAUUGUAAGUCCAUUUGUAGAGGUCGAAUUAUGUGGAUACACAGAGGAGAAGUUCAAGACCCUCGUCUAUCGUGAUAACGGUCUGAACCCGGUGUGGAAAGCCCCAGCAGAGCCUGUAGUCUUCACCGUGUACGAGCCUGAGCUAACCUUCCUGCGCUUUGUGGUCAAUGAAGAGGACAUGUUCUCAGACCCCAACUUCCUGGCUCAGGCCACAUUUCCUGUCAAAGGCAUCCGCUCAGGCUACCGCUCGGUACCUCUGAAGAACGGCUACAAUGAAAACUUAGAGUUAUCUUCUUUGCUGGUCUACAUCAAUGUAGAGCCAGCAGGGAAAGCAGAGGAGGAGCUGUACUCCUCCUCCAGCCAGCUAAGAAAAAAGCAGGCGGAGCUCAGUGAACCCUUCCUGUACGACACCCACACCAACAUUCAGCGCCCCGCCCUCCCUCGCCAACACAACCACCUCAUGAGGGAGGUCAGUACCAGCGAAAAACACAGGGCAAAAGAAAAAAAGAUAAACAAUAGUAUGUUCUACUCCUGAGGACUCGCCUGUCAGUGUCCCAUGUCCUUCCUGCCUGAACAGUGGCGAGAUUUGUGAUCUUUGUGCUUCAUAGUUUUCCAGUUGCUACACUUUUUCCAUUCUCAUAUAGUGAAAAUAAUCCACUGUCCCCCCAAAGAGUGCAUUUACAUUUACUUUGUACAUGCACAUAUUGGAAGACAUUAGCAUAAUUCUCAGGGGGGCUUCUUUAAAAGUCUUCUGGGACAUAUAGGAAACCAUAAACUUAAGUAGAACUUAUUGGGGCAGGUUAAGGGGAGGUGACUUGCAUAACCCCUCUUGUAGAAGAAAAGAUAUGUAGUUGUACCAUUUCCUUUGAGUGCGUCCCAGACGGUCACUGUAGUGCUUAUUAAUUCUGCAUUCAGUCUGUAAUCAAACUGCAACACUGAUGCUUACUGUAGGUGCUAUUUAUUUUUAAGGGAGGAAUGUUUGCUACAGCUUGUGUUGAAUCUGUCUUUUGGGUUUAAUUUCAAGCGCUGAUGAAUGUAAAAACCUGAUAUGGAACGAGUUGUGAGUGCGAUGACUUGGAAAAGUCGUUUUUACCAUGUGGUGUGAUCAGUGUGACAUUACUUUCUAUGUGAUAAUGUUUAUGUCUUGUUUUUUAAAGUGAAGUCAGAUUAAUGAAAACAAGUGACUUAGUCCAUAAUGAUAUGAACAGCUGAUGUAUUUAAUAUGAAGGCACAUGAUGUUUUUAGCUUUCUGUAAUUCCCUGGCAUCAAGGUGCACUAAGUCAAUAAAGCGUGC